GUUGCCUGAGCCUGAGCCGCCCGUUUGCUGGGCUGCCCCUCUCGCCUUACUGGCAUUCCAAACCUGCCUCUUACACCCAUAAAAACCCGCCCUGCAACCGCCAUCAUGCCCGUGGCGCACCACAUGGUCCUCGCCUCAGGCGCCGUCGUCGCAGUGUCAGUGGCCGUGGCUACCUUUAUCGCGAUUUACGAGUCGCCAGAGCUGCGCCAGUACGCAGACGACGUUCGACGCCGCAUCGCCAUGGCCUUCUACUCGAUGGGCGACGGCAUCACUCCGCCGGCCAGGCAGCCCCGCUUCAACAGACCCGAGGACGCCGAGGGAUUCUUCGAGUCCCGGCGUGGCCAAGGAGCUGAGCCCGGCGUCGAUGCUGACGACGAAACCCGCCGCAGGCAGAGAGAAGAGCUCCUCUAUUGGAACUCGAUGCGGCUACAGCAGCAGGAGACCGAGAAAGAGAAUCAGCAGCAAAACUCGUCUGACCCGCCGCCUCGGCCAGGUAAACUUCAUCGUGGUUCUACCUUUGACGACUUCCUCAAGCCUGACACGACUGCCGAGCAUGGUGCAUACGUUUUCAAUUCCGGUGCUGAUCUUAGAGACUUUGGUGGUCUUCGCCGUCGUGGAGAAGGCGCCCGAGGAUUCAUGUCGCCAGCCUACUCCAAUCCCUUCGCUGAUGAGCACCACAUUGAUACCGAUGAGAUUCAAGAGGCCCAAUUAGCCCGCCAACUUGCUCCGGAACAAAGCGAGAUUAUGUCAGACAUUUACAGCGCAACUACUCGUGAUGACCAUGAAGAGCCUCGUUCCGUCACAUUGGAAGCCGUCUCACCCGCGCCGUUGAUUGAUGUUGCUCAGCUGCCUGCCCCAUCACAAUCACCGCUGCCCCCCACCCUCGAGCGAGAGCUUGCAGAGAAUGAGUUCAUGUCCGCCGGCCAGGAAGAUCGUCACGAUGUUCAUGCAACCAUCCAGGCCUGGGCCCAGGAAUCGAGCCGUGACUUUUACUCUCCCCUUCCCGUGACCCCUGUAGCACCAAUGUCCGAGCCGGAUAUCAUCUCCGAGGGAGAGCUUACUCCUACCGACUCCGUCUCCCUUGCUGGAUCUGGUGAAGAUAUUGCCAAUGAUGCGCACUUUUCUGACCACGAUGGAAGCGGGCGGUACAUGGAUGUGAUGAGUGAGAGCGAGGGCAUGGCCACUCCAGCUAGCUGGUCCGAGGUGGGUAGCGUCAUCAGCGAGAACGACGGCCCAAUGCACGCAUAAGCGUAAAGUAUAGCCUGGCCAAUGCAUUGUUGGGACUUGCCUACAUAUAUAGAGGAGCCCAACCUUGGAGCUUUUACUUCCCUUGAUGUUUAUUAUGAUUUUUUGGGUAUACAUGGAAUGGCGUUGAGAAUUAUGGGCGCUCAGGCAACAUGAUUAACAAAGACGUGACACUACUGCAGGUAGCCCCUCUAUCGUUUUACGGGUGUGUACU
This is a messenger RNA of Trichoderma asperellum CBS 433.97, 1459 nucleotides long. RefSeq lists its product as uncharacterized. The record is from RefSeq and is a predicted model, not a curated record. Lineage: Eukaryota; Fungi; Ascomycota; Sordariomycetes; Hypocreales; Hypocreaceae.